UACGUUUAGGCGGCACUUGUGAGGUAAAAAAACAGUUAGGUAAACAGUGAGAUAACUUGCAGUUAAACUUUAUUUUAGAAAACCUGACAAAAAAUAAAAUGAAAUAGCAUGAACGCUCUUUGCUAAUGUCGUCGAUCUUCUGCUGCAAGCGUUUCCUGCGUUGCUCUGGAGGGAGAUGGGUAAAGCUCUCGCUGUCAACGGACUGAGGAGAGGGAAGGAGAGGCACUGUCAAUCAUAGAGCUUCACACAUGCAAACAUAUAGCCACGCCUUCAACACCACAAGCCAGACCAAGAACCAGAAGAAAUCGCGUGAAACUGCCGUUCAUGUGGCAGAGGAGACGUAUGGCAGUGUGCCGCACACAUUCGUGUUUCACCGCGGACAGAUCGGGAAAAAUGUCGGUCAGCUGGUGAUGGACAUGAGGAGAGUCAUGGAGCCUUUCACAGCAAAAUCUUUAAAGGUGCGGAAGAAAAACGUCUUGAAAGAUUUUGUUACGGUUGCAGGACCAUUGGGAAUCACACACUUCUCAAUAUUCACCAAGACGGAAAACUCUGUAAACAUGAGGCUUGCACGACUUCCCAAAGGCCCGACGCUGUACUUCCGUGUUGCUAAGUACACACUUGUCAAAGAUGUGGUAUCGUCUUUAAAGAGGCACAGAAUGCACGAACAGCAGUUUACCAAUCAUCCUUUGCUCGUGCUGAAUAAUUUCGGCACAGAGGGCAUGCAUAUCAAACUAAUGGCCACUAUGUUCCAAAACAUGUUCCCUUCGAUCAAUGUACACCAGAUCCAGCUGAACAGUAUAAAGAGAUGCGUGCUGUUGAAUUUUGACCCAGUGUCUCAGGAGGUGGAGUUUCGUCAUUAUAGUUUGAAGGUGGUGCCUGUGGGCAUGAGUCGAGGGGUGAAGAAGCUUAUGCAGGAGAAGUUUCCCAACAUGAGCAAGCUGGAGGACAUCAGUGAGCUCCUUAUGAAAGGGGCAAAUCUUUCAGAAAGCGAGGCGGAGCAGGAUGGUGAUCACAAUAUCACAGAGCUGCCUCAGGUGUACUCCGGUCGCGGAAACAUGGCCUCACAGCAGAGUGCCGUUCGGCUAACCGAGAUCGGCCCCAGGAUGACUCUGCAGCUGGUGAAGAUUUUAGAAGGCAUGGGAGAUGGGAACGUGCUUUACCAUUCCAUCGUUACAAAAACAGAGGAAGAUCUGCAGGAGAUGCUGUUGAGGAAGGAGGCGCGUCUAAAAGAGAAGGCAGAGCGGAGGAGAAAGCAAGAACAGAACGUCGCCCUAAAGAAAGAGAAAUGGGAUGAGAACAAGAAAAGGAGCUUGGAGGGCAUCAAGAGAAAGCGCCAGCAGGAAGGGCAUGUGUCAGACGACGAGGAAGUUGAGGAUCCUGGCAAACAGGAGGACCACGUGCCAGCCGAGGACUCUGAGGAUGAAGCAGAUUAUUACAGACAGGCUGUUGGGGAGGAGCCAGAUGAAGACAUGUUUCCUGCUGCAAAGAGGAAACGGGGCCCUGGCACAUCACACGCACCUUUCAAAAAGAGGAAACUUUCACCAAGAAAGGCUCCUCCCCAAGACAAACCGAAUUUUAAGUCUUCUGGCAGAAGUCCGAACGCUGGAGGAAAACGUUUUGGGGUUAAAAAAGCACCAGAGGGAAAAAACAAGUUUAGAAAAGACGAAGGCGGUAAGAAGUUUGGCAGAAAAGGAGAAAGGGGAAGUAAGUUUGCAGGGAGGAAAUCAGGAGAAGGAGGCAAGAAAUUCGGUUCGCAGAAAACGUUUAAAGGACGUGCUGUUGUGAAACGCCAGAAAGGCCCUGGAGGAAAAAAGGACUUCAAACACAAGAAAGGAAAGAGCUGAAGUAACUGAAAAUGACGAUUGACACCCACGUGAAACUGUUGAUUUAUAUUUAUGAUACAUUACUGAUGUAUUAUCUUCAUGCAAACAUCAGAUGAGUAAUACUGCCUCAUGUCAUACUUGUGCCCUGUAUAAAUGUUUAUAGUUAACACCAAUAAAUAUUUUUCAGUCA
This is a messenger RNA of Misgurnus anguillicaudatus (oriental weatherfish), 2013 nucleotides long. RefSeq names its product peter pan homolog (gene ppan). Lineage: Eukaryota; Metazoa; Chordata; Actinopteri; Cypriniformes; Cobitidae. Gene Ontology annotation, molecular function: rRNA binding. Gene Ontology annotation, biological process: rRNA processing; ribosomal large subunit assembly. Gene Ontology annotation, cellular component: preribosome, large subunit precursor. The record is from RefSeq and is a predicted model, not a curated record.